CCCAAAAGACAACGGAACCGUAAUAAUACUCCUUUCCCAACUUCCAGAAGUUUCUUUUCCAGACUAUAAAGUCUGCAUGAAGGAUUUUUUGUAAGGGGGAGCCGACAGAUCAGAGAGUUUCUGAAAGUUUUUUGAGAACUCUGAGAGGCUGUAAACAUACCAUCAUGUUGAUGACAAACGUGGUUCUCCUGCUCCUACUGGCCACCGUGAGUGCCGACAAGACCCUCAGCAGCCAUGCCACCAUCCUGGCAGACAACAGCGCAACUUUGGCAUUUAACCUAUACCACAACAUGGCAAAAGAGAAGGACAUGGAGAACAUCCUGAUUUCCCCCAUUGUGGUGGCCUCCUCUUUGGGUCUGGUUGCUCUUGGAGGGAAAUCAAACACUGCAUCCCAGGUGAAGACCGUCCUCAGCGGCACUUCGGUGAAAGAUGACCUGCUGCACUCAGGACUGUCUGAGCUUCUCACUGAGGUCAGCAACUCAACAGCACGUAACGUCACCUGGAAGAUCAGCAACCGGCUGUAUGGUCCCAGCUCUGUAAGCUUCGUUGAUGACUUUGUGAAGAAAAGCAAGAAGCAUUAUAAGUACGGGCACUCCAAAAUAAACUUCCGUGACAAGCGUAGCGCGGUAAAAGCGAUCAACGAUUGGGCAUCAAAGUCCACAGACGGCAAGCUGCCUGAGGUGACCAAAGACGUGGAGAAGACCGAUGGAGCCAUGAUCAUCAAUGCCAUGUUCUAUAAGCCACACUGGGAUGAGCAGUUCCAUCAUAAGAUGGUGGAUAAUCGUGGUUUCUUAGUCCAUCGCUCCUACACUGUCUCUGUACCAAUGAUGCAUCGCACAGGUAUUUAUGGCUUCUAUGAUGACACAACCAACAACCUUUUUGUUCUGGACAUGCCGCUGGCCCACAAGAUGUCUUCUGUGGUGUUCAUCAUGCCGUACCAUCUAGAAUCCCUCGAGAGAGUAGAGAAAAUAUUGACACGAAAACAACUUGACACUUGGAUUGGUAAACUUGAACAAAGAGCCGUUGCAGUGUCGCUGCCGAAGGUCAAUGUGGAGGUCAGCCACAAUCUGCAGAAACAUCUCGCUGAUCUGGGUCUGACUGAAGCUGUGGACAAGGCCAAAGCUGAUCUAUCUAACAUCUCAGGGAAAAAAGACCUCUACCUCUCCAAUGUGUUCCAUGCUUCAGCCAUGGAGUGGGAUAUUGAUGGAAAUCCACCCGACACCAGCAUCUUUGGUACCGACAAGCUCAAGAACCCCAAACUCUUCUAUGCUGACCAUCCUUUCAUCUUCCUAGUAAAGGACAAUAAGACAAACGCCAUCCUUUUUAUUGGCAGGCUGGUCCGGCCGAAGGGUGAUAAAAUGAGGGAUGAAUUGUAAUUCAUAUCCAAGCUCUUAUUUAAAUGUGAGUGUAUGUGUUUAUUGUGUGUGUGUUUGCUGAUUUGUGAAUGUGUGUAAGCAUUUAAAGAGGGCAGGAAAGUGAAUGGUAAGACUGAUACAUGGGAGUUCAUACCAUUUAAUAUGUGUGGACCAUAAUGUUUACUUAAAACAAUGCAAAUCUAUUUGACCAAGUAUCGCAAAUAAUGCACACUACAAGUCAUUAUGCUAACCUGAGUAUUGAAAAGGACAGCAUGCUUAUAUUAAGCAUGAUUUCCUAGAAACUGACCAAACAAUCCACAUGAACAGCAUUCUACUCAGGGGUUUAUCUGUUUUCUUUGCAUUUUGAUGGUUUGUUGAACACAUAACACACUAUGCCAAAUGUUGCACAAAUAUGUGGAUGUUACACAAAGUGCCUACAGGUUCAUCAUGCCAUACUGCAACAUUCCCACCUAGAGAGCAUGUGAUAUGAGCCCACACCUGUACACAGCUUCUCACUGAACAUUUUAGAGCUUGUUUUCACACUGCACCAAAACACGGUUGUCUAAAAUGUACAACUGUUCCUCCUUUUUUAAAUAAAAUAAGCAAUAAUGAGAAA
Molecule: messenger RNA, 1971 nt
Organism: Myxocyprinus asiaticus (Chinese sucker)
Lineage: Eukaryota; Metazoa; Chordata; Actinopteri; Cypriniformes; Catostomidae
Product: serpin H1-like
Exons: 5
Coding region: 165-1376 (403 amino acids)
Biological process (GO): collagen fibril organization; negative regulation of endopeptidase activity
Cellular component (GO): endoplasmic reticulum
Molecular function (GO): serine-type endopeptidase inhibitor activity
Source: RefSeq, a predicted model, not a curated record